GUCACCAACUAUGGAGAGAUUGAGUGGAUGUCACACGACGAGCUUCGGUGGAUCAUCAACGUGAACCUCUCGGGAACCUUACGCUUCGUUAAAGAGGGCAUCCCUCACCUUCGUCGAAGCAGGGGAAGACUCGUAAUCAUGUCCGGCGUUCAAGGCAGGUUCGCCAUACCAGGGGCCGUCGCUGCAUCCACCGCCGCGGCCGGUAUCUGCUCGCUCGCCGACGGCCUUCGCAGAGAGCUGUUCAAAUGGCGCGUUAACGUCUCCACCGUCGAGCCCAUGCUCUACAAGACCCGCAUCACCGACCCCGAGAACGUGAAGAUCGGCGUGAACGAGGUCAUCAACAGGAUGAGCCCGAUCCUAAAGGAGGAAUACGGACAAGUGUAUUUGGACACCUUUAAAACCAUUAUCCCAAAGAGGAUGCAGAAGUACAUGCACGUUAACCUUAACGACGUUUCCAAGGCCAUGCACUGUGCACUUACGGACCCUGUACCCAAGGCCCGGUACAGAUGCGGCAGCAGCGACCUCGCCCUGUGCACACUUCUGGAACUGUUGCCCAUGGAACUUGUGGAUAGUUUUUUCGUCAGCUUGUUUCAGCCGCGAUCCAAGUUUAAAACCACUCUUAGUACCAUCACAGCCCCGAUGUCCAUCAAGGACACCUUGUGA
Messenger RNA from Ixodes scapularis (black-legged tick), 663 nucleotides. RefSeq names its product short-chain dehydrogenase/reductase family 9C member 7-like. NCBI's taxonomy places the organism in Eukaryota, Metazoa, Arthropoda, Arachnida, Ixodida, Ixodidae. The record is from RefSeq and is a predicted model, not a curated record. The transcript is spliced from 4 exons. The coding region runs from base 28 to 663 and encodes 211 amino acids.